GUAUUUCAAUUUUUUCAUUUAAGUAGUUCUCGCCACACUAACCAGAUGGCGCCACCGUUACACCAUUGUCCGUGUUAUCAGGGUUGCGUCCCCGUGGCGCUCAACCCCCACGUUGUUAACCGUUAAAUAAAUGAGUUACGACCCAGCCACCGUCGUCGUCGGACGUCUCUCUCUCUCCGUCCGGGGCUCCCGCGCCCGGCCCCGCCGGCGCCCGCCGUUCACCUCUUCGGCAUGUAAGACCCCUCGUUUACGCAGGCCCACGCAGGCCCUGCUCUUCUUUAUUUUCACGGGUGACCGAUUUUAUUCACUACAUUUUUGGCGACGAGGAUGGGAUAAUUUUUUUUUUCCGCAUUUCGAACCCCCGCCGUACUCCGCGUCUAGACGGGACGUGAAUUUUUUUUAACAAGGAACGGCGCCUUUUUCCGCCUUUUUCAAGAUGGCGGCUGCGCAGGGUCGCGUUCCCGCCGAAUUUCUCCCCACGCCCGGCGAACCGUCAAUGCCGUGGCAAACUUGGAAGCGCGGCUUCCUCAACUACCUCGAGGCGAUCGACGCCGAGGAUUUUCCGCCGAAACGCAAGAGGGCGAUUUUAUUUUCAUUUCUCGGCGAUGAAGGCAAUCGCGUCGUAGAAGCGUUCAACCUAGCGAGUCCAGCCGUCAACGCGGCACAAGAUGAGUUUCAGAGGUUGUUGUCCGCUUUGGACACCCACUUCGCUUCCGCUCAAAACGUCGUAGUUGAGCGUAGAAAGUUCGCCAUGAGGUUCCAGGGUCCAGAAGAGACCGUCCUCGAGUAUCUUGGGGCGCUUAGACGCCUAGCAUCGUUUUGCGACUACGGAGAGUCGUUGGAGAGCCGCGUCGCAGAAAUGUUUAUUUCGGGAAUCCGUAACGCGGAAGUCCAAGAUCGUUUAAUCAGAGAGUCCGACGGAACUAAGGCACCUAGCCUCGAACGUGCUGUCCAGUUAGCGCAGCAGUUCGAGCGGGCUUCUCGUGAUUGCGAUCACUUCCGACGCUUGUCGUUAGACGCAAGUCCGAACACGCCGCACGUGGUCGAUCGGAUCCAAGAUGGACGCGGUCGCGACCGGAAUGGUCAACAUGGCGGGCAGUCACCCCGCCACCGCGGGUCUUCUUCCCCGCGGCGUGAGCGUCUUCCUCCUUCCCCUUCCCCGUCAACACGCGAGCCAUCUCGCUCCUGUCGUCCGAGGCGCGAGCCUCCCCCUCCUUCGUCGGGACGCGAGCUACGCGAGCGGCCCUUUCCUCCUUUCCCGCCGCGUCGAGAGCGCGACCGCCGGCAAUCGCGAGCUCCCUCCCGACCGUUCUUCCGUGCGCGCCCACGUGAUCCUCCCCCCGGGGCGCGUCGUGUCGUUCGCGACGACGGUUGUUUUUUCUGUGGCAGACGAAGCCACCCCCGAGAUGAGUGCCCAGCAUCGGGAGCCACAUGUUUCUCGUGUGGCCGUGAGGGACAUUUUGCAAAUGUGUGUCGAAGCCGUCCGAGGCACGACCGGGAUCAUCGACAACUGGCCCUUCCUGCUGGCCGGCGGGUCUCUGCCCGCGGCUACUACGAGCAUCGGCAAGCAAGGCCUGGUCCCACAAGGACUCCCAUUCAAGGCAUCACCUUCCCGGACUACGAGCUCCCAGCAACAAUCUACACCGUCGCGCCGCCCGAUGAUUUUCCGGAGCGGUGCCGUUUCUGUGGUGGCCCCUGCCACCCGAGGAAGUUUUGUCCGGCCGCACACCGUCGCUGCUUCUCCUGCCAGAAGCAAGGUCAUCUAGACCGUGUCUGCGAGAGUCGACCCCGGUGGCCACGACUCGACCGUGGGGGGCCUAGCAACCCUCCCACCGUGUUCGCGUCCGCCCACCGGAGGCAUCCGGCUCCCCCAGAGCCGCCUGUUCCUGUCCUUGGUCCGGCUAGCCCGGACACCACCAAUCCAGAUCCUGCGGGUCAACGUCCUGACCCUGGCCUGAGUCCUGAGGCCCCCCCUUCCCCUCCUGAGGGUCCUGUUCCAGCUGGGAGUCCCCUUCCCGAGGGUCCUGCUGAGGUGCAACCAGUGCCAGUGCAACCACCUGUGAGUGGGUGUUCGGUACCCAUCACAACGCAGCCCAAGCCGUUCCCCAGACCGGAGCCACCAGAGCCCCAGGGUCCAGACGCCUCCGCGCAAGAGUGUCGUCGGCGGCUGCCAGACGUCCUGAAGGACUAUUUUAUUAACUCUUUUGGACUGGGUUCAAGAUAUUUGUGAACAUUCAGUCAAUUUUUUUUUUUCUUAUCCAGCUUACUGCUCCAGCGCAGCCUUUUCCAGUGUGUGCUUUCCGCAAAUCUUUUGCGACGUGCUUUUCCUUUUCAUUAAUUUCACAUUUUCCAGUGUCUUGACAUGGAAAUGUCUUUAAUUUCAGUACAUUUCCAUACUUCCCAACUGCCCUGCAGUUUGGCGUCAGUUUUCGGAAAAAAAAAGAGUCUAUUCAAUUUUCUUUCCUAAGAGAGGGAAGGAUAGGUAGUUAUUUUUUUUAAGGAAAGGAAAGUGUAGUAUUUCAAUUUUUUCAUUUAAGUAGUUCUCGCCACACUAACCAGAUGGCGCCACCGUUACACCAUUGUCCGUGUUAUCAGGGUUGCGUCCCCGUGGCGCUCAACCCCCACGUUGUUAACCGUUAAAUAAAUGAGUUACGACCCAGCCACCGUCGUCGUCGGACGUCUCUCUCUCUCCGUCCGGGGCUCCCGCGCCCGGCCCCGCCGGCGCCCGCCGUUCACCUCUUCGGCAUGUAAGACCCCUCGUUUACGCAGGCCCACGCAGGCCCUGCUCUUCUUUAUUUUCACGGGUGACCGAUUUUAUUCACUACACCAUGCAAAUCCGAUUCCGACUUUGUGU
Messenger RNA from Ixodes scapularis (black-legged tick), 2854 nucleotides. RefSeq names its product serine/arginine repetitive matrix protein 1-like. The coding region runs from base 437 to 2230 and encodes 597 amino acids. The transcript has 2 exons. Lineage: Eukaryota; Metazoa; Arthropoda; Arachnida; Ixodida; Ixodidae. The record is from RefSeq and is a predicted model, not a curated record. Gene Ontology annotation, molecular function: zinc ion binding; nucleic acid binding.